AAAAACAGACAUUUUUUAGCGGUCAGCAAAAAUGUCUCUCAUCGAAACAUCGAUAAGUUUUCAGUACUGCAACAAAUUUCGAAUGAAUAACCAGAGAUAUCUAAGUAGGAUGUAAUUGUAUCAGAACAAAAACAAAAGCAAAAAAUAAAAUCUUUCGCGUUUUUGUUCCAUUUGUUUCACAAUCAUCAAGCUGAGUGGUUGACAAAAAUCGUAUUUAAUAAACUUAAUGCAAAUGGUUUCCCAAACACUACGUUUUUUGUGCCUGGCUUUAAGUUUUGGCUUAAUUUCGGGAACGUGGUAUGGCAAUAAUGUUUGCCCCCAAAAUGUAAUGGUUUCGUACACCGUUCCAGUUCGCAAGACUACUAUGGUACCAUAUCAGUAUUAUGGCUAUGGAGGUUGGUCGACAAGGUAUAGACAACAAGUCCAUAUGGAAAACCAGAUCGCCUACAAAUGGGAUACCAAAUACAACUGCUGCGCCGGAUACACUGGCUCCAUCUACAACUGCCAGCCAGUCUGCGAGGGGAAAUGUCCAACCAACGGCUUCUGUAAUGCUCCAAAUCAAUGUAAAUGCUACGAAGGAUAUGGCGGAUCCGACUGCCAUCCGCUCUGUCCACAGGCUUGUGGCAAGAACGAGUUUUGCGGGAGUCCCGGAAGGUGCAGCUGCCAGAAUGGCUACCAUCGGAGUUCGUCAGGCGGGAACUGCCUUCCCAUUUGUUCCGCCGGCUGUGGGGACUUUAGCUUUUGCUCGGCGCCCGGCAAAUGCGAGUGCCUUCCCUCGUACGAGAUGCUGGGAAACGGCACCGCCUGUCAGCCGAUUUGUGAGCCAAAAUGCGGCAAAAACUCGCAUUGCCUGCAGCCGGACUUGUGCUCCUGCCUGGAAGGAUAUGUAGCCGACGAUCUGGGCGACUGUAAGCCCUCGUGCUCCGCCUGUCCGGAGAACGGGAUUUGCAUUAGUCCGGAGGUCUGCGCCUGCGAUCCCGGCUACGUGAUGCGGGACAAUCGCUGCGAACCCUUCUGCGAGUCGCCCUGUGGGGACUACGAGCAGUGUGUGGCGCCCAACGAGUGCCAGUGCUAUCCGGGCUACGAGAUCGCCGGCGAGGAGAAGAAGUGCCAGCCCAAGUGCAGCAGUGGCUGUCCCAAUGGCUUCUGCUUCAGUCCCGAGCAGUGUGCCUGCAAAGAGGGCUAUCUGAUGGGACCGAACAGCACCUGUGAGCCGCAGUGCAGGCUGAAGUGCGUCCACGGCCGAUGCACUCAGCCGGAUGUGUGUGAGUGCGAAACGGGUUACCGCUUCCGGGAGGACUCCCAGCACGUCUGCCAAGCGGUAUGCGAGGCUGGCUGUCGCAACGGGGAUUGCGUGGCACCCAACAUUUGUAUUUGCCAUGGAGGCUAUCAACCGAACGAUCCAGAUCCCACAAAAUCCAUUUGCCAGCCGGUCUGCCAGACGGCCUGUGUGAAUGCCACCUGCUCGGCACCGGAGGAAUGCACCUGCCUGGCGGGAUUUACAAGAUCCACGAACACCACUUGCAGGCCCCACUGUACCGGUGGCUGUGAGUCUGGCGAUUGCGUGGCGCCCGGUGAGUGCCAAUGUUGGCAGGGUUUCGAAAAAACGGAAGAAGGCUGCCGCCUGCAGACAACAUCGACUACUGAGGAACCCGAGACCACAACACCCGAAACUCCGGCCACUGAAACCACCACAGUUGCAACCGCUGACAUGGUCCACUACUCAAACUGCUCCGUGAAUUGCCUGUGUUGGGUGGAGUUCGAUGGCCAGGGAGUCCUCAGUACGGCCAAGUGCGCGAAACUCUGCGCGGAUGAUCAGGACAAGCCGUGCCUGAACUUGAAGAGUUGCCACUGCGAUCUGCCCAGUGGCCAGCUCUCGUGCAAGGAAGGUGAGGGCUAUGAGGACGAGGAAUCGAGUGGCGAGGACACGCGAUACGUCUGCAAAAUGGCAAAGACGAACGGUUCAAAAUCGGAGGCCGAUCCCAUUGUUGCCCAAGGCACUACGCCAUCCACGAAGUGGAUGGUCAUCGCGGGUUGCUGCGCAGGAAUCAUCCUUGGAGUUGCUCUGGCAGCCGUGGCCAGGAAGUACUAUCGACGCACCACCUACGAAACCGAUGAUGCCAUUUACCAGAACAGUACUAUAUAGUCUUAUCCGACUUCCUGGCUGUUCACAUAUUAUGUACUCCUUAUGUAAUAAAAGUCGAAUUUUACUGAAGAUUAAAUUAUUCAAGUUUUUAAAAAUUGAGAAUUAAUCUUAUAGCAGACGAACUUACUUUUAUAAAUAAUUGUUUUGGUCUCUUAAAUUUAUUUUACAAAUUAUAUUUGUAAUCAGGAAUAUUUAAAUAGUUGAAUUUCGAAUCAAAUAUAAAAGUUGAGUUCAUUGGAUUACCCAUGCAAACUCAUGUGGUAAAAAAAUAAAA
This is a messenger RNA of Drosophila ficusphila, 2420 nucleotides long. Its product is annotated as multiple epidermal growth factor-like domains protein 10. The record is from RefSeq and is a predicted model, not a curated record. Gene Ontology annotation, molecular function: protein binding. Bases 227 to 2146 code for a protein of 639 amino acids. The transcript has 2 exons. Lineage: Eukaryota; Metazoa; Arthropoda; Insecta; Diptera; Drosophilidae.